GUCUGCACCGCAUUCGCAUCACCCUUAGCAGCCGUGACGUCAAAGCACUGGAGAAGGUCUGCACUGAUCUGGUGACCGGUGCCAAGGCGAAGGAGUUGAAAGUUGCCGGUCCGGUCCGCCUCCCGACCAAGAUCCUCCGCCUGAUGGUCCGCAAGUCACCGUGCGGCGAAGGCACCAACACCUUCGAUCGCUGGGAGAUGCGAAUCCACAAGCGCCUCAUUGAUCUGCACUCUCCCUCGGAU
This is a messenger RNA of Symbiodinium necroappetens, 242 nucleotides long. The record is from the annotation of a GenBank genome assembly. NCBI's taxonomy places the organism in Eukaryota, Dinophyceae, Suessiales, Symbiodiniaceae.